AUGUAUGACACGUUCGAUGACCAGUACGCAGCCACCAUCGGCAUCGAUUUCCUCUCCAAGACCAUGUAUUUGGAGGAUAACAAAACAGUCAGAUUGCAGCUUUGGGAUACUGCCGGCCAGGAACGGUUUCGGUCCCUUAUUCCCUCAUAUAUCCGAGAUUCUCACGUAGCCGUGGUUUGCUAUGAUAUAACGUCUAAAAAGUCAUUUGCCAGCUUGGAGAAGUGGGUCAAUGACGUGCGAAUGGAGCGUGGCGAUGAUGUUUUGGUGGUGAUUGUUGGAAACAAAUCCGAUUUGGGUGCAAAAAGACAGGUCACGGCCGAGGAGGCAGAGAACUUUUGUCGUCUGAUACAGGGUAAAUUUUUCAUUGAAACCUCCACCAAGGCCAACCAUAAUGUGAAGCUCUUGUUCAGGCGAAUUGCGCUGUGCUUGCCUGAGUUCAGCGAGGCUACAGAGGCAGAGAACCGUCUGGAGACUGUUGAAGUACACAUUGAAAACACACAGGACAAUGGUGGCCUGUGCUGUUAG
Australozyma saopauloensis is the source of this 525-nucleotide messenger RNA. Its product is annotated as Rab family GTPase. The coding region runs from base 1 to 525 and encodes 174 amino acids. The transcript has a single exon. The record is from RefSeq and is a predicted model, not a curated record. Gene Ontology annotation, biological process: vesicle-mediated transport. NCBI's taxonomy places the organism in Eukaryota, Fungi, Ascomycota, Pichiomycetes, Serinales, Metschnikowiaceae. Gene Ontology annotation, molecular function: GTP binding; GTPase activity.